Molecule: messenger RNA, 1650 nt
Organism: Amyelois transitella
Lineage: Eukaryota; Metazoa; Arthropoda; Insecta; Lepidoptera; Pyralidae
Exons: 2
Coding region: 95-1057 (320 amino acids)
Source: RefSeq, a predicted model, not a curated record
CGGACGCGCGCGACGCAAAUGUUACCGACCUCACGCGGGAAAUAGUUGCGUCAAUAUUUUUGUUUAAUUAAAAAAUAAUUUCUCGUGUUUGACAAUGGGUGGAAGUGUUAGGAUUUAUGCCUUUUUAUUUAUGGCUGCGGCUGCCUUGGCGGUUCCUACUAGAGAUUUGGGACAAGCUCAUCUUAAUAUCGAUGAUGCCACGGAUCUCAGUGCUGAAUCUUCAGAAAUUACACCAGAGGCAGUCGCUCCUCCAGCAUUUCAGAAAAAUAGAGCAAAGGAGCAAGAUACUGAAGCAGCUGCCGAUGACUCAGACCACUCCUUAGAACUUAUAGGGAAUUCUCAAAAUUUCUUCCCAUCUUUCGCAAAUCUUUUCGAACCGCGACCACAAAACAACUUUAGAUUAGGCUUCGGAAAUGAAGGAGCGUACAGUCAAAGGCCAAACUCCUAUAGAUCUCUCCUGAACUAUCCACUCUUUGGCAAUUACAGAAAUGUUGAAUCAUUUGGAAAACAGAGCGCAGCGUCCUCUGCACCUCUAGUAGAUGCAAGCUCAAGCGUCCUUGGUUCCGGAAACUUCGGAAUCAUCAAAGGUGGAACAUUUUUUGCCCAAAAUGACGAAGAUUCAGAUUAUAAUGACGGGUUUAGCUCAUUUUACAACAACGGACAUGGACGACCGUCACUAGGAGUUGGUUAUAUAGCUAACCCUCGACCGAAUUACAGCCAAGAUCAGUUCGCUAACUUCAGAGACUUCGCCGAUAUUAAUACACCAUCCAACUCCGCCUUCUCACAUUACGUUGUUGUGUAUGCCAAUAAAAAUGCAACAAUGGAUGAAGUUUCAGAAGAAACUAGAAAAGUUUUGUCCGAACCUAAGAAUAUAAUAGAAACACUUCAAAGAUUGGAUGAGCCUGCUCCGGCGCAACCAAAAAUAUCGAAAGCGAAAGCGAAGUUAGAAGCAACCAAGCAAAAGAUGAUAAAUAAGAAAGAACAAUGGAAAAAGAAAAGCUCAAAGUUUCAGAGUCAAAAGCACGACCCAGAAGAGCCAUUAUUAGCGUUAAGUUAAAAGUUAGUUUACAAUACAAAGACUUGCGUAAUGUAAGUGAUUUUACCAGUAAAAAGUGUGAUGUGUGAGUGCUACAUCCUCGUCGUCUUAAAGGAACACGAUGAACGAGCGAUAAAUUUAUCGUUUAAGUUAGUAAAUAUGGUCAAAUUGUGUGCUUGUUACGUACAAAUGGUAAAGGAAUGGAAUUAUGUUGUAUAGUGAAAAUUAAAUUAAGUAUUAAGAUGGUAGCAAUAUUUUAUUAAACUUCCUCGGUCCAUUGAGCAGAGUGAAUCGAAUACGCUUCGCAGCAAUACAAUGGUAGAUAUGUAGGUAGUUUUUGUAAUGGCGAAAGUGAAUAACCGCAUUCAUCUUAAUCUAUAUUGAACAGAACCUAUUGAAAUUGAAGAUACCAAUUAUAAAUAGGUAGGUAUAUAGUGGUCAUUUUUUAUAAAAUCUUCAGCAACAUAAUUUAAUUACACAAUUAACUUUACAGUUUCUUUAAUUUACACAAAAAGUUACUUCUACAUUUGCAUAAUCGGUAUCAUAUUCGUUGAGCUCAUUGUUUAUCGAUAUAAGGUAAUUAGAUGAAAUAAUCAAAUGUAAUAGAUAUUAAA